Sarcophilus harrisii (Tasmanian devil) is the source of this 4402-nucleotide messenger RNA. Its product is annotated as nuclear body protein SP140-like protein. Gene Ontology annotation, molecular function: protein binding; DNA-binding transcription factor activity, RNA polymerase II-specific; DNA binding. NCBI's taxonomy places the organism in Eukaryota, Metazoa, Chordata, Mammalia, Dasyuromorphia, Dasyuridae. The record is from RefSeq and is a predicted model, not a curated record. The annotation marks the transcript as partial. Gene Ontology annotation, cellular component: nucleus. Gene Ontology annotation, biological process: regulation of transcription by RNA polymerase II. The transcript has 20 exons.
UGCCCAUUUUACCCAGCUCUGAUUUUAUCUUUUCCAGAUACUAGUGAUAACAAGGAACCCUCAAGUUCUGGGAGAAAAGAGAAGGGGAGAAGUGCUCAGAAAGUCCACCAGGUUAGGGACACAGAUACUAGUGAUAACAAGGAACCCUCAAGUUCUGGGAGAAAAGAGAAGGGGAGAAGUGCUCAGAAAGUCCACCAGGUUAGGGACACAGAUACUAGUGAUAACAAGGAACCCUCAAGUUCUGGGAGAAAAGAGAAGGGGAGAAGUGCUCAGAAAGUCCACCAGGUUAGGGACACAGAUGCCAAUAAUAACAACGAACCCUCAAAUGUUAGGAGAAGAAGGACGUGGGGAGGCAUCCAGAAAGCCCGCCAGGUUAGGGACACAGAUGCCAACAAUAACAACGAACCCUCAAGUGUUAGGAGAAGAAGGACGUGGGGAGGCACCCAGAAAGUCCACCAGGUCAGGGUCACAGGUGCCAGUAAUAACAACAAACCCUCAAGUGUUAGGAGAAGAAGGACGUGGGGAGGUGUCCAGAAUGUCCACCAGGUUAGGGACACAGUUUUCAUAAACAUCCAAGAUCCAAAAGUGAAUUUCCAUCUCCCUGAGCUUCCUGUCACCUGUGGGAUGAUAAAGGGCACUUUAUAUAAGGAAAAACUAGAAAAAGGCUCCUCAGAGAAGUGCAUCGAGAUGGCCGACGGGACGUGGCUCACCCCGAGGGAGUUAGAAGUCAAAGGCGGCCGUGAACGCUCCAAGAAUUGGAAGAAAAGCAUCUACUGCGGCGGCCUAACACUGAGCAACCUCAUCCAGGACAAACUUCUACCUUGUCCUCCACCUACACGUCACAAGAGAAAAAAGACGCUCCCUGAAGGUGAACCUAACAGACAGCCAGAAGCAAGGAAAGAGAUACUUCCAAGUCAGCCUCCAUCUGCUCAGAAUGAAGCUCCACCCCAACCUAAAAGAAGGCGCCUCCAGAGAAAGAUGCAGGUACCAAAAAGGACGCCUUUGAGCCCGUUCUACUUAUCAGCAGUGAGAAGUCAAGUAACUACCCUGGACAGCCGACCAAAGUACCGGGCCCAACUCCAAGCCAGGGAAUGGCUUCAUGUGACAUGCAGAGUAGGCAAAGGGCGUCUGUACAAGAAGGAAUUUGCCUCAGCCUAUCGGGGGAAAUGCAUCCAGACAGAGACAGGGUGGUACACCCCAGCAGAGUUCUUGGCCAAGGACCCCGAGUUCGAGAUUGCUUCCUGGACCCACAGCAUCUACUGUGGUAGACUAUCUCUCCAGUGCCUCAUUGAGAACAAAAUUUUGAAUCUUCAUGAAAGCGGCUGCGGCUGUGCCAUCUGCAAGGAGGAGGACAUCUUCCCAGAGAAUAGCAAUGAGUGCUUCGUGUGUACAGAUGGAGGUAAACUGUUCUGCUGUGACUCCUGUCCCAGAUCCUUCCAUGGGGACUGCCACAUCCCUGCUGUUUCACAGGAGAAUGGUGCACAGUGGUUCUGCACUUUUUGCAUAAUAAGAAUGAAUAAGGAGAAGAGGAGCUCAUACAAUAAAUCCUGCCAAUUGGAAUCGGAGGCUCUAAAACACCAGAUGUGCUUUGAGCAGCAGGUGAAAUGUGAGUAUCUCCUGAUGAAAAUGUAUUGCUGCAGAGAAAGCAUGCUCUUUGCUACAGAUCCACGCAAUUUUACGGCGUAUUCCAAGUGUGUCAGAGAACCCAUGUGGCUGGACCUGAUAAAGAAGCGGCUCAGUGACGAGACCUAUAAUACAGUAGAGGGGUUUGUCCUGGAUAUGCGCCUGAUUUUUAACAACUGCAAGAAAUUUAACAAGGACAACCAGUUUGGUCAUCUGGGAGCAAAGAUGAAGGAAAAGUUUGAGAAGGAUUUCAAAGAAGUCUUUAAUAUUGAGAAAUAAUACUAAAUGGAACAACAGAUCUUUCUAUGACUCUUCAUUAGUUAUGAGCCGAUCUAAUUCUGUGUGUUGCUUCCUCCUUGGCUGGAAUUACAAGAUCUGACCUCUCCACUGGCCUUCCUCAUUCUGACCCAUCAGUCAUCAGCUCUACUGAAACCCUAGAAGUCUUCUCUUUCUAUUUCAAUUUGGACUUUUCUGGUUGGUUUAACAAGCAAUUGUCAUGCUCAAUAGUAAUAUUGAAACAUUUCUCCAACAGAUUUUACAGCAGAGAAUGCUUUUUGUUACACUCCUAAAAUACCCAAAACAAUUCCAUGUGAGCGCAUUAGUCUGAAAUUGCUAUUUUCAUCCAUCCAUCCAUUUAUUCAUUCAUUCAUACACAAAUCACUUAUUUACAAGAGACUAGGAAUGACUAUUAUCUGGAAGGGAUCUCACAGGCCAUUUUAGCACUGUGCUCCCCUACUCUCCCCUCCCCAUUUCGCAUAUGAAGAAAUGUUGUGGGGGGGGGGGUGGAGCCAAGAUGGGAGAGAAUACACACACUUCAUUCUGAGCUCCUAAGAAAUAGUCCAAAAUGGAUGUAUUGUCCAUUACUUCACAUGUGUAAAGAUUCCAAUGAUUCGUGCAAGUUUUGAAGUCCUGCAAUAGUUUCAUCAACAAUUUUUCAUCUCAGGAAAUCCAAUGAUUCCUGGUGGUUAUAAAGUUCUGUAAUAGUCUUGUUAUCAGCUGUGCCUUUUCAGCCAUUUGCCUGCCUUGUGAAGCAAAUUCAGCUGCUGGCUCUUUACAUUUGGCAGCAAUCUGGUGAAUCAAGUCUUUCUAUCUCAGACUGUUCUAUCUAACCUUGUUAGAUGUGGGUUUUUGUUGUUGUUCUAAUCUUGGUCAAAUUACAGUUUGACCUUCUUCUGAGACAUGGAUCAGCCCAUCUGAAGCUUUGGUAGCUGUCAGCACACCACACCCACCCCUUGCAUGGAUUGAGAGCCUUCACCCGUUUCUCAGCCUGAAGCAGCUUAGAUUGAGACUCUCUCCCCUACUCCUGAUGUAAUUUGGACUGAUAUGGGGGCAGUGGGAAAGUGGUUGAUGAAUUACUGUUAAAAUUACAACUGUACUAUGUGCAUUUAAAAUUUGGGGUGGAAAUUGUUAAAUUGUAUAACUACUGCUGUUGUGGAUGUAUAGGAACUUUAUAUGUGGAUGGUUAUUUGAUGCUUUAACUUUGAAACCCCUUAUUCUGUUUGAGUUGCCCUGGCAGCCUUAGUGUUUGGGACCUUUUUUUUGGAAACAACCAGAAAUCAGGUGCCUUGGCACUUGGCAGUCUGUAACCCCAGGUUUUUAAGUGGUAUCUCAACCUUCUCAAAGGACGUUUCAGGCCUCUAAAAGUUCGGAGUUUGCCUGCCUUGAUGGUCUAACUAUGCAUACUCUCAUAGCUCUGCUCAGGAACCUGUAUCCUAGUGGCUGCCCUGUCUAUUCCUCUGGGCAGGAGCUACUCCAAGCCUCACCCUUCUCCCCUGCAGUGGGGUGCCCCUCUGAAUGGGCAGCAUGACUGUCUUGAGCAUUGCUACUUCCUAUAUAAGCAGAGACUGAGUUAAGUGCACAAAUGACUGCAGACCACCUAACACAGUGAACUGUCCAUCACAAACUGGAUUCUCUGGCUGAGAUGGUGCUCCAUCUGUCAUGCUGCAAUAGGGAGCCUUUGUACUGCUGUUAAUUCUGGGGUUGUCAGGGAGAGACUUGCCCUUGCCACAUAAGUCCUUGCAUUUUUCUACUUCUAUUUUGGUUUAUUUGCCUCAAAUAGGGUUGGUCAACAUUAUGGUUCUGGGACCUUCCAGGUAUCUAGGGGAAAGCAAUUCAAUGAUUUGAACUGUUGUGCCACAGUUCCCUUAAUGGUCCUGUCCCAGUUUCCCAAAAUGGCCCUGCCUCAGUUUCCCUGAGUUAUUCUGCCUCAGUUCCCCUGUUUGCAAGUUUCCCCCUCCUGUUCAUUAGGACUAAUAUAACUUAGGGCUCGUUACUUGUAAAUGUGCCAACUCCAGAUAAAGGGGGAGUUCAACAAAACCUUUGGGCAACCAACCUCCUAUGGGCUUCAAGAUCCUCCUGGCCCGGCUGAUGGCCAGGGCUGGCAGCGCCUUUCAGAAGUUUGUGUGAUUCUUCCAUAAGCCUUGAGCUAUUCUUUGUUUCAGAACUGCUCUCUAACUCACUUCGAGAGGACUCCCUCAUAUGAUCCUCUUUCCUGUUUCUUUUUCUUGCUGGAAUGAAAUCCCUCACUGAGACUGCUGCCAGCGAUGUGCCAAGGUGAACACUGCCUAUCCCCAAUCUGUGCCUUCUCUGCAUCCCCGAGGACUCACACCUGGGGACACUGGGAAGUCGAUUUCACCGACAUGGAAACCCGGUUUCAAGGACAUCAUUUUCUUUUGCUUUUUGUUGACACCUUCUCAGGUUGGCCCAAAGUCUUUCCUGUAAAAUCAGAAUCUGCUUUGGUUGUUGCCAAGGAACUUGUGACUGAGAUCAUCCCCAGGUU